This is a messenger RNA of Schistocerca americana (American grasshopper), 1940 nucleotides long. It is a transcript of the gene Naxd, whose product is annotated as ATP-dependent (S)-NAD(P)H-hydrate dehydratase. Lineage: Eukaryota; Metazoa; Arthropoda; Insecta; Orthoptera; Acrididae. Bases 94 to 1083 code for a protein of 329 amino acids. Gene Ontology annotation, biological process: metabolite repair. The record is from RefSeq and is a predicted model, not a curated record. Gene Ontology annotation, molecular function: ATP-dependent NAD(P)H-hydrate dehydratase activity. The transcript is spliced from 2 exons.
UUGAUAUGUAUUGAUAGCUUAAUCAGUGUUGAAUCAUUUUUGGAGUUCGAAAACAACAUUUCUUUGAACUGUGUUUUUGUACUAUUGGAUUGCAUGAAGAAGCUCUGCUGGGUCCUGAAACGAUCCAUAAGCAUUAAUUCCUGCUUAAAUUGUCAAUACCGGCAAAUUAAAAAUAUGGUAAAUACGGAAGCAGUAGAAGCGAUGAAAGCCGCGAAGGCAAUUGUUCCAUCACUACGGGACGACGGACACAAGGGAUCAUCUGGGAGGAUAGGUGUUGUUGGUGGCUCUCUUGAAUACACGGGAGCACCAUACUUCGCAGCAAUCUCGGCUUUCAGAGUGGGUUGCGAUCUAAGCCAUGUCUUCUGCUGUAAAGAAGCAGCACCUGUUAUAAAAUCCUACAGCCCAGAUUUGAUUGUCCAUCCAGUGCUUGAUGCUCCAGAUGCACCAGAUCAGGUGUUUCCGUGGUUGGAACGCCUUCAUGUGUUGGUUGUUGGUCCUGGAUUAGGUCGUAAUCCAAAAAUUUUGGAUUCAACAGCAAGAAUUGUCGAAGCAUGGCGUUCAGAGAAAAAGCCCCUUGUUGUGGAUGCAGAUGGCCUCUUCCUCGCUGGAAAGUACCCAGAUAUUCUGCGAAAUUAUCCUGGAAUACUUGUGGUUACUCCUAAUGUAGUAGAGUUCCCUCGACUGGUGAAAACAUUCUGUGAGACAUCUGGGUCAGAAGAAGACAAAACGGUUCAGGCAAAAUGUCUAUCUCAAGAACUAGGGCAAUUUUCAGCAAUUCUUCAGAAGGGACAAGAAGAUACCAUAACUUCUAGUGAAGGAUGUGUUUGGGCUGUGAAAGCUGGUGGUUCACCAAGGCGCUGUGGUGGCCAGGGAGACUUGCUGUCAGGGAGCUUAGCUACUUUCUUAUACUGGGCAUCACAGACUGCACCACCAGAAAAAGCUGGUCUUGUAGCAGCAUAUGCUGCUUGUAAGCUAAUACGUGACUGUAAUUCACGUGCCUUUGCUGAGAAGGGCAGAGGAGCAAUCACAUCUGAUAUGCUCCACUACAUUCCUGCUGUGUUUAACUGCUUAUUUGAAAAAUGAGAGCACUUCUGUUAUUGCACUGAAAAGAACACUUUUAUACCAAAGGUCCUGUCAAAUUUUCUGCAUGCUUGGUGAAAAAUGGUAUUUCUCAACCAGUGAUGACUGAAUGAUAUCUUUAUUUACAGAUUUUAAGAUACCUAUAAAGUUUGCUGGAGUCAUUGCUACUACAGGCAACUUUGAAAGCACAUAAUUUGAUGUGUUUGCUAUGUUUUGUGUGUUUUUUUUCCCUUACCAUUUUAUUAUUAUUUGAUUGACAUACGACUGCUGCAGAACUUAUCACAAAUUCUAAAAAACAAUAUUACAAAGAGGACUGGUUACUACUUACCGUAUAGAGGAGAUGGCGAGUCACAGACAGGUGCAAGAAAAAGACUACUAUGCAUGUGAGCUUUCGGCCAAAAGCCAUUCUUCUAAUGUAGAAAACACACACAAAUGCACACAACCUAUGUGGUCUGAUGCCUGGCCAGAGACAGUGGUUUUCAAUGUACAAGUUGUGCUUUUGUGAAUGUGUGUGUGUUUUGUUCAUUAGAAGAAAGCCUAUUGGCCAAAAGCUCACAUGUAUAACAGUCUUUUUCUUGUGCCUGUCUGUGACUCAGCAGCUCCUCUAUAUUGUGAGGAGCAGUCUAUCCCACUCAUAGUACAUUGUCAUAUUUCUGUCCUGAGUUUUCCAUUGCUUUAUCACAAAUUCUGAUUUUUCACUGUAUAUUUUGAACAUUGUGUCACAUAUUAUAGAAUGAGUAAAAGUCAUGAUUUUAUGUAACUGUAUUAUAUUUCUGUGCUUACUCAGAUUCCUCACUUGUACGAUGAUUUUAUUUGGAAGAGUUUUAUCUUGUAUCCACUUUCAUUAAUAACAAGGUUGG